Molecule: messenger RNA, 1130 nt
Organism: Williopsis jadinii
Lineage: Eukaryota; Fungi; Ascomycota; Saccharomycetes; Phaffomycetales; Wickerhamomycetaceae
Gene: TEM1
Product: Ras family GTPase TEM1
Exons: 2
Coding region: 23-649 (208 amino acids)
Biological process (GO): regulation of exit from mitosis
Cellular component (GO): spindle pole body
Molecular function (GO): GTPase activity; GTP binding
Source: RefSeq, a predicted model, not a curated record
AUUACAUUGAGUAUACGCCGUGAUGAAUACUCCACCUCCAGUGCCACUUCACCAGCAGCAACUACGGAACUCGGUCUCUAUCAAGAUUGCAUUCUUAGGAGAUGAGAACGUUGGGAAGACGUCUCUGAUGAUGAAAUAUGUGAACAACACGUAUGAUCCAACGUACAAGAAGACACUGGGAGUCAACUUCAUGGAGAAAAGCAUCGAAUUGGGAACCACAGACAUAAGGGUGUCGAUCUACGAUGUAGGUGGGUCUCCAGAGUUUAGAAAUAUGUCAGCAUUGGCGACGAAGGAUGCCUUGGGCAUCGUUUACGUGUUUGAUCUCACUUCGGAAGAUACAUUGCGAGAUAUCAAAGAGUGGUUUAAGCUCGCCAACUCGUCCAACACAAGUGCGAUCCCAAUCUUGGUUGGUACAAAGUACGACAAACUCCUGGAGAUGGAUAAAGAGUAUCAAGAGUUUAUACACAGAUUGGCUCUGAAGUUUGCGAAAGCACUCAAGGCAAGUGUUGUGUUCACCUCUGCCAGUGAUUCCAUCAAUGUGCAGAAAGUUGUCAAAAUCUUAAUAUCGAAAGCGUUUGAUCUACAAAUUGGUAUACAAGAGAUCAAAAACGUUGGUGAGCCACUGCUGCUCCAUCAGCCUAUCUUAUAAGAAUUGACCUAUGACCGUUAAUCAGCUACGUAGAUGAUUCGCCUAUGAUAUCAGAAAAGGGCUUCAGGGAUUUAUCCCUUCUGAAAACGGACGUAAUCUCGUCAUCUGCAAUGUCUAACUUCACCAUUGUGUUUCGAAUAGUAUCAUUCUUCUUCACCAAGAUCACUCCACCUUCCACCAGUUCGUUUAGAACGUAUUCAAUUCCACGGGGCCUGAUUAUGAAAUCCUUGUACAAGACCUCUGAUACAGAGGCUUCCCCGUUUGUGAUAUCGUUCUUGUCCUUAAGUGUAUGUAUUGAUAGGAGCUGUUUCAUUUCAUCAAUCACUUCACCCAGUACGUUUUCAGCUAACCCACUCUUACGCUUCUUAGAAAGCAGUGCAACGAGAAAGAGUUUUCCCACAAGUGACAUAUCUGAGAGGUAUACAUGAAUGGAUGACGUUGUGGAUUCCAAUGCUGCUUUGUUUAUAUGAGCAGCUUGUAC